Saccharomyces mikatae IFO 1815 is the source of this 2400-nucleotide messenger RNA. RefSeq names its product trifunctional histidinol dehydrogenase/phosphoribosyl-AMP cyclohydrolase/phosphoribosyl-ATP diphosphatase (gene HIS4). The record is from RefSeq and is a predicted model, not a curated record. The transcript has a single exon. Gene Ontology annotation, cellular component: cytoplasm. The coding region runs from base 1 to 2400 and encodes 799 amino acids. Gene Ontology annotation, biological process: L-histidine biosynthetic process. NCBI's taxonomy places the organism in Eukaryota, Fungi, Ascomycota, Saccharomycetes, Saccharomycetales, Saccharomycetaceae. Gene Ontology annotation, molecular function: NAD binding; histidinol dehydrogenase activity; phosphoribosyl-AMP cyclohydrolase activity.
AUGGUGUUGCCGAUUCUACCGUUAAUUGAUGAUCUGGCCUCAUGGAAUAGUAAGAAAGAAUAUGUUUCCCUAGUCGGUCAGGUGCUCUUGGAUGGCUCAAGUUUGAGCAAUGAAGAAAUUCUCCAGUUUACUAAAAAGGAAGAAGUUCCGUUGGUGGCUUUAUCCCUGCCAAGUGGAAAGUUCAGUGAUGAUGAAAUCAUUGGCUUUUUAAACAAUGGAAUAUCUUCUCUUUUCAUUGGUAUGCAAGACGCGAAAACAGUCGACCACUUGGUUGGUGAAUUGAAUGUGCCAAAGGAUCGAGUUGUUGUGGAGGAGAACGGUGUUUUCUCUAACCAAUUCAUAGUGAAGCAAAAAUUCUCGCAAGAUAAAAUUGUGUCUAUAAGGAAGUUGAGCAAGAAUUUGUUAGCCAGUGAAGUAGUUGCUGAAGUGCGUACAGAUCGUCCUGAUGGGCUUUUUACCACACUGGUUGUCGAUCAAUAUGAGCGUUGUUUAGGGUUAGUAUACUCAUCCAAGGAAUCUAUAGCAAAGGCCAUUGAUCUGGGUCGUGGUGUGUAUUAUUCUCGGUCUAGAAAUGAAAUUUGGGUCAAAGGUGAAACUUCUGGCAAUGGUCAAAAGCUUUUGCAAAUCUCUACUGAUUGUGAUUCUGACGCUUUGAAAUUUAUCGUCGAGCAAGAGAACGUUGGAUUUUGCCACUUGGAGACCAUGUCUUGCUUUGGAGAAUUCAAACAUGGUUUGGUGGGCCUAGAAUCUUUACUAAAGCAAAGAUUGCAAGAUGCUCCAGAAGGUUCAUACAGCAGAAGGUUAUUCAACGAUCCCGCAUUGCUGGACGCCAAGAUCAAAGAAGAGGCGGAAGAACUGACUGAGGCAAAGGGCAAACAAGAAAUUUCUUGGGAGGCUGCUGACUUGUUCUACUUCGCGUUGGCCAAAUUGGUGACCAACAAUGUUUCUUUGAAGGACGUCGAGAAUAACCUUAAUAUGAAACACUUGAAGAUUACAAGAAGAAAGGGUGAUGCUAAACCAAAGUUUGUGGAAGAAGCAAAAUCUGAAGAGGAAAAGGCAUCUGGACCAAUUCACUUGCAUGUGGUAGAAGCAUCUGACAAAGCUGGCGUUGAGAGGGCCUUAAGCAGACCAAUUCAAAAAACCUCGGAAAUUAUGCAUCUAGUCAACCCAAUCAUUGAAAACGUUAGAGAUAAAGGUGACUCUGCUCUUUUGGAGUACACAGAAAAGUUCGAUGGUGUCAAAUUGUCCACUCCCGUUCUUAAUGCUCCAUUCCCUGAAGAAUAUUUUGAAGGUUUAACUGACGAAAUGAAAGAAGCUUUGGAUCUAUCCAUUGAAAACGUCCGCAAGUUCCACGCUGCUCAAUUGCCUACAGAAACUCUUGAAGUGGAAACACAACCUGGUGUUUUGUGUUCAAGAUUUCCCCGUCCAAUUGAAAAAGUUGGUCUGUACAUCCCUGGUGGUACUGCUAUUUUACCAAGUACUGCACUAAUGCUUGGUGUCCCAGCUCAAGUUGCUCAAUGUAAGGAAAUUGUAUUCGCAUCUCCGCCAAGAAAAUCUGAUGGUAAAGUUUCACCUGAAGUUGUUUACGUCGCAGAAAAAGUUGGUGCUUCAAAAAUUGUUCUAGCUGGUGGUGCUCAAGCUGUUGCUUCCAUGGCUUACGGUACUGAGACCAUUCCUAAAGUCGAUAAGAUUUUGGGUCCAGGGAAUCAAUUCGUCACUGCUGCUAAGAUGUACGUGCAGAAUGACACUCAAGCUCUUUGUUCCAUCGAUAUGCCAGCCGGCCCAAGUGAAGUCUUGGUUAUUGCUGAUGAAGACGCUGACGUAGAUUUUGUUGCCAGUGAUUUACUGUCACAAGCUGAACAUGGUAUUGACUCCCAAGUCAUCCUUGUUGGUGUUAAACUGAGCGAAAAGAAAAUUCAAGAAAUUCAAGAUGCCGUCCACAACCAAGCUUUACAAUUGCCACGUGUGGAUAUCGUUCGUAAAUGUAUUUCCCACAGUACAAUAGUUCUUUGUGAAGGCUAUGAAGAAGCGCUAGAUAUGUCCAACCAGUAUGCACCAGAACAUUUGAUUCUACAGAUUGCCAACGCCAACGACUACGUUAAAUUGGUUGAUAACGCAGGGUCUGUCUUUGUCGGUGCCUACACCCCAGAAUCGUGUGGUGAUUAUUCAAGUGGUACCAACCAUACUCUACCAACCUAUGGUUAUGCUAGGCAAUACAGUGGUGCGAACACUGCGACUUUUCAAAAGUUCAUUACUGCUCAGAAUAUUACCCCUGAAGGUUUAGAAAACAUCGGUAGAGCUGUCAUGUGUGUCGCCAAGAAAGAAGGCUUGGAUGGUCACAGGAACGCUGUGAAAAUCAGAAUGAGUAAGCUUGGGUUGAUCCCAAAGGAUUUCCAGUAG